AUGGAUUGGUUUCACUGCAACCUGUGUUUCCAAAAAGAUGGGGCCCAUUUCUUUGUCACCAGCUGUGGCCAUAUUUUCUGUAAAAAGUGUUUGACUCUGGAUAAAUGUGCUGUUUGUGGAACUGCCUGCAAGUAUCUGGCUCUUUCUGAUAAUCUGAAACCUCAGGAGAAGAUGUACUUCAAAAGCCCUGUGGAGACAGCUUUGCAGUAUUUUAGUCACAUCUCUCAGGUGUGGAGUUUCCAGAAGAAGCAAACAGAUCUCCUCAUCGCCUUUUAUAAGCAUAGAAUUACCAAGUUAGAAGCAGCCACGCAGGAGGCACAGCAAACACUGACUAACCAGGACAAAGAGCUGUCAGUCUUAAGGAAAGAGAAUGGAGAACUGAAGAAAUUGCUAGCCAUCCUAAAGGAAUCUCCAAGUUGGUACCAAGGAAGCAGGUCAACCACACCUCGACCAGUGGGCAUUACUUCUCCAUCACAGUCAGUUACUCCACGACCCAGUUCUCAGCAUAGCAGCCAAGUGGUCAGUCGGUCCUCCUCAGUGGAAUCUAUCCUUUAUAGAGGGGCUGGCUUUAGUAACUUGGGACAGGGAGCCAGAGCGCUGCAGGGAAGGAGCACUCCAAGAGACUCUUUUACUGAAACCCCUUCACCAGCUUCCACUCACAGCCUAUCUUAUAGACCUUCAUCUGCCUCCUCCGGACAGGGGAUUUUUUCUUUCAGACCAUCCCUAAGUGGUGGGGAUUCAGGUCAAAUAGGAGUCCUCACCCCCAAUAAUUCAGGUCAGAGGGAGAGCAGAACCACACUAGAGGGUCUUCCUGGUUUCCACCUACCAGCCCUACAGAAUCUCUACCAACAGAGGCAGAUGGGAUUAGCCAGGGGGAGAGAAGCAUGGAACACUCCCAGAUAGACCAUUUUCAAGAUCUGAUCUAUAUAUACUGCUGAAGGACGGACGGUAGCAUCUCAUACUCAUUUAGGUGUGAUGGCCUUGGAAAAUGUACCCCUACCUUGUUUCCUGGUUUCACUCUGUACCUUCUCUCUCUCAAUCUUAACCCUAUACACCCUGUAUUACUUCCUAUGAAAAUGAUCAGGUCAGAGCUUCAGGAAGAUGUUUAUAUCUCUCCCACAAGAUACAGAUAGCUCCCUUAUUUCCUGCAACUUGAAACAAGGUUAUAAAAACAAUUCUUGGCAU
This is a messenger RNA of Globicephala melas (long-finned pilot whale), 1185 nucleotides long. It is a transcript of the gene RNF212B, whose product is annotated as ring finger protein 212B. Gene Ontology annotation, biological process: reciprocal meiotic recombination; protein sumoylation; homologous chromosome pairing at meiosis. Gene Ontology annotation, cellular component: synaptonemal complex. The record is from RefSeq and is a predicted model, not a curated record. Gene Ontology annotation, molecular function: SUMO transferase activity. Lineage: Eukaryota; Metazoa; Chordata; Mammalia; Artiodactyla; Delphinidae.